AAUCGCUGGGAUUACAGACGUGAGACACCGUGCCCGGCCAGGAUCCGGGUUUUAACUAGCCCCUGGGAUUAUUCUGAGGUUCAGUGAAGUUUACGGGCAGUGAAGAAACCGCGGAGGAGUCGGCUAAUGUUUUGGAAACAUCCAGAGAGAGAAAGACGGCCCGGGCUGUUUUUCAGGCCGGGCACCCUAGGCUUGGCUGCGUCCCCCUCCUUUUCCAGCCGCCCCGUCCCCAUCCGACCCCACCUGAUUCUGGCCUCAUCCCGACCCCUCGGGCCCGCCCUGCGCCCAGGUCUUCUCCCCGCGGCGGGGUUCGGGGUCGGGGACGCGCGGCUGCAGCUAGGCCCACGUUCCUCUUACUUCCCGCCAUUGUCCUGGGUUCCUGUGGCCGAGUCUCCGCACCCGCCCCUGGCCGCCCCACGGCCCCGGGGAGUGAUGACUCAUUUCCUUUCCCCAGCUGACAUCAUCGUGCCCCCACCGUGGCCUGGCUCGGGUGGCUGCCUGCGCCCUCCCAGGCCCCCUCCCUGCCCCUCUCGGCGCGAGGGCGCAGGCGCGGCCUGGCGCGGCGCUUCUCCGCAGUCAGGGAGCGCCGGAGCCCGCCGCGCUCUCCCUGGUCUCCUGGGUCGUCCCCGCCACCGCCCGGGCCGGCGGGGAGGGAGGGACAGAGACUGGCCGCGGCCCCACUUCUCCCAGCCGCGGCCCCGCUCUCCCGCUGGGGGCCUGGGAGUCAGAGCUUUCACGGUCACGGAUGGGGAAACUGAGUCCCGAGCCUUGACCAAGGCAGUACAACCCCCCCUGAGAAGUGGGGGACAGGAAUUCAGGACGCUGGGCUCUAGGCCGGUGGUUUCCCACAGACCUGAGGUGUUAAUCUACCCGCACCCCAUGGCAGUCUGGGGCCCGAUGGAGUCUCCUGCCAGGGUACCUCCAGAAUCCUUCCAGUCCUUUCCCUGACCACUGCCAGCCCGGCACAGGCCCUGUGCAAUCUCCUAAACAAUUCCCUGAUGCCCUCCCUGCCAGCCUCAUCCCCUGCCCUCCUCCCAUCCUGCGCCAAGCCCCAGCCGCUGUGUAGCCCUGCGUUUUCCCAGAGGCGCAGGUUACAGGCCUGUCACCUUCCCGACUUGGGUAACUUCUAAGCAACUUUGAAGAUUUUUGCAGGUAUGUAUUAGUCCGUCCUCACACUGUUAUAAAGAACUACCUGAGACUGGGUAAUUCAUAAAGAGAAGAAGUUUAAUUGACUCACGGUUCC
This is a messenger RNA of Sapajus apella (tufted capuchin), 1243 nucleotides long. Its product is annotated as translation initiation factor IF-2-like. The transcript has 2 exons. The record is from RefSeq and is a predicted model, not a curated record. NCBI's taxonomy places the organism in Eukaryota, Metazoa, Chordata, Mammalia, Primates, Cebidae. Bases 127 to 948 code for a protein of 273 amino acids.